AUGGCUGAUGUCAUUUCAGCACCACUUGAAUUCCUUUUCAAUUUGUUGUUUUUCCAAGCUGUUGUUCCGCGUAGCUGGCGGCAUGCUUAUGUCAUUCCAAUCAGGAAGAAACCUCCACACUGUGAUCCUAAUAACUACAGGCCUGUUAGUAUCACAUCAGUGUUUUGCAGACUUUCUGAAAAAAUACUCAAGAAGGUCAUUGUUCGUCACAUAACAUGUAACCAGGUUCUAUCCGACCAUCAAUCAUGGGUUCAGAGCAAAAAAUCUACAGUAACGCUCAUGUUGGAAGCAAUGAACAAUUGGACAUCAGUACUGGAUACAAAAAAGAUAGUCAAGUGGAUUGAAGAAUUUCUCGCUGAUCGCACCUUUCAAGUGUUGGUGAAUGGCCAUGCUUCCACGGUCCGACAUGCUAUCAGUGGGGUUCCCCAAGGAAGUGUCUUGUCCCCCAUUUUAUUUAAUAUUUACACAUUUGACUUAGCAGCCUUCUAUCCAAAAUCUAAUCGUAGGGAUACAAAGUUUGCGGACAGCUCAAAGAUCUAUAGUAUC
Molecule: messenger RNA, 546 nt
Organism: Cooperia oncophora
Lineage: Eukaryota; Metazoa; Nematoda; Chromadorea; Rhabditida; Trichostrongylidae
Source: the annotation of a GenBank genome assembly